GUAAUACAGGAAUUGCCAAUAUAACCUGUAUUUAGUCUUCGGAUGUUUAGAUUUCUUGUUUGACGUUGAUUAUUUCAAUGUUGCCGCGUACUUUUAAUGCAAUUGUUUCAGUAUCGUUUUUUUCUCUGUGGAAAUAACGAAAUUUCAUCAUGGUGCUAAGUGAAGUGGAUAAAUUUCUCCAGGAAUUAGAGAAAGCUGAAUUGGAGGCGCCUGGUGGAGUUGCAUCACCACAAACUUAUGCUCAAUUAUUAGCCGUAUAUCUUUAUCAAAAUGAUCUAUGCAACGCCAAAUACUUAUGGAAGCGGAUACCAGCGGACUUGAAAAGCGGAAACGGAGAACUUGGCCAGAUAUGGGUGGUAGGACAACGUAUGUGGCAGAGAGAUUGGCCUGCAGUACACGUGGCCCUUAAUGCAGAGUGGAGUGAGGAUGUUUCUGACAUUAUGGCUGCUUUAAAAGAUAAUGUUCGAGAAAGAGCAAUUAUCUUAAUAUCCAAGGCUUAUUCGUCAUUGGGUUUAACCGUGUUCGCAUCAAUGACGGGCUUAACGUUGGAAGAAGCGCGUCGGGUUGCCAUCGAAAGAGGUUGGACCGUAGAUGGGACGAUGGUGCAGCCUUGCAAGAUUCAAAAAGAGGAGAGUAACCUCGCCCAUGAGGUGUGUCUGACCGAGGAUCAGCUGUACAAACUCACUCAAUUCGUGUCUUUCUUGGAGAACUAGACGGGCAGCGAGUUAUCAAUGACGAUGCUCACGCAACAUGAAGACACGAACAUCGACAGUACUUUAAACUUAGUUUUACCUCGUAAUCGUAUUAUAUAAAGGAGGAAGUGCUUCAAAGGAGGCACCUGUGUCCUUUCCCUAAGUAUAUAUCUCGGUCUACCUACGCGUUCUAUUCAGUCGGAAGACUCAUUCGAUGAAGCUCGCUGUAAGCAUGGAGUCAACAACUCGAUUAAUCAAUAACUGGCUGCUGUGUGCGAGGAAACUGGCAUUUUCUAGAAGAAGCACUUUUUACAGAAGAGAAGAUUCACGGACCGCAUCACGGGUUUUAGCUUAAUAUAUAUACAUACGUUCUAAUCAACCAGUGUUCAUUUAGAAUUAAAACAUCUGGAACGAAUUAUUCUGUUGUAUAAAAUAAUAAUCACAGAUGUGAUCAAUUA
Messenger RNA from Bombus terrestris (buff-tailed bumblebee), 1150 nucleotides. RefSeq names its product COP9 signalosome complex subunit 8 (gene CSN8). The coding region runs from base 150 to 713 and encodes 187 amino acids. Gene Ontology annotation, cellular component: COP9 signalosome. NCBI's taxonomy places the organism in Eukaryota, Metazoa, Arthropoda, Insecta, Hymenoptera, Apidae. Gene Ontology annotation, biological process: COP9 signalosome assembly; protein deneddylation. The record is from RefSeq and is a predicted model, not a curated record. The transcript has 4 exons.